Molecule: messenger RNA, 2613 nt
Organism: Astyanax mexicanus (Mexican tetra)
Lineage: Eukaryota; Metazoa; Chordata; Actinopteri; Characiformes; Acestrorhamphidae
Exons: 6
Coding region: 136-831 (231 amino acids)
Source: RefSeq, a predicted model, not a curated record
AGAUCCUGCAGAGCUGCUCUCAGUGUUCAGCAGUGAGGACUGUGAGAACUGUCUGGAGGUCUGAGUGUGUCUCUCAGAGCGGGGCUGGGGAUGAAAUGUAGCUGGAAUGAGUGUAGCUGAAGCCGGAUCUCAGAGAUGUCCACCGCCGCCUCUCACACCUCCUCCCCCGCCGGUGCUGCUGCUGCCGCUGCUGCUUUCCCCACCGACCAGCUCACCAUCAUAGUGGCUUCCUUUUCCUGCCUGGUGUUCUUCGUGGUGAUCGCUGUGCUGCUGUCCCUGAUCUUCAGGAAGGACUUUCUGUGCUGCAAAGUCAGGACUUAUCGAGACUCACAUGGAGACCUGGAAGCCCCCUCUCAGUACUACAGAAGCAGACAGACUCUGGUGAGCUCAUCCUGUGCUGAACUAUCAUCCAACACGAUGCUCGACAGCCCCAACUCCCAGUCAGGGCAGCUGUUCUACGUGGGUUUGCCGAGUACGUACCGCCUGCCGGUGCUGGAGCCGCCGAUGCCCCGCCUCCCCUCGUACGAGAGCGUGCGAAAGAAGGACCGGCAGCGGCAGAUCCACAUGAUGAUCGCCGACCGCUUCGGCCUGAACGGACCCAUGACUACAGAGCCGCCGCCCACGUACGAAGAGAGCAUACGGCACUCUGUUCAGUCUCUGGACGUCACGUUUGAGACCCUGACAUCAGAAACAGCGCCACCUGCUCAGGUUAUGAACACUGAACCUACAGAACAUGUGGAUGAUUUACCUCAGUAUGAGGAGCUACCUCAAAAUACCUCAAACUGCUCAACAUCUGGUACCAACGACAUCCAGACUCCUCAACCUGACUGAACCAGGAGGAUCUGAGCUCUGGAGCUGCUGCUGCUGCUGCUGCUGCUGCUGCUGCUGCUGCUGUUUGAUUGAUUAUAAUGACGGGAUUGGUCGUUUUCACUCUGUGCCCACCCACUCUGACCCCCUGGACUGGUGUGGGUUUCUCCUUUUUCUCGGCCAAAAAGACAAUAUUUAACCAGGCUGCUGGUGUCCAGGGACAAAUGGAGUACUGCAAACACUGAGCCAUGAUCAGCCUCUUCCGGUCCAAAUCCUGCAGGCUGCUGGAGGACUGGAGCUUUGUUUAUCAAUGACUUUUCACACCUCAGCAGGAAAAACAGGGGAUUUGACUGCAGCCUUUUGCUCAGAGACCUUCGUAACCAAAACGCUGAGUAAAGAGCAAAGGAGCAACAGCAGGAUGUGAGAAUCGAGAAGCGAGACGCAAUAUUUAUUACCAUUCUGAGUUCAUUUCUUGGAAUUCUUGGCCUUGUGACAAUACGAAACAAGCAAUACAACCAAUGCAAGAAUAAGAGGUACAACAUAUAUCAUAAUCAUACAUAAUAAAUGCAUUUAAUUAAUAUAAGUCUGACACACACUGCAGAAUCUUAAAUCUUAAAUCUCUAAAACUCUAAAAAGAGCUGCACGGUUUUGUAAAAACUGACAUAAAGGUUCAUUCUUGGCCGAAAACCAAAUGAAACAUUUGGCGAAGGCUAAAUCUUGAAGGCUGAACAGUUUUUCAGUCAUUUUAUCACUUUUUAUUACUAAUGCAGGAGUUAAACAGCCUAAAUCAGCUAAAAAAAAUUGUCUUGCUACAAUUCAAAAAUAUUUAUUGAACACUGAACAUUUUUUAAACACCAACAAAGCACAAUACACAGACACAGGGAGUGAACAAACUUAAAUUGUAGCUUUAUUUUUUUAAACCAACAUUAGAGUGACACAGUGGGGCUCUAGUUGCAUAAUUUCACUCCAGUCCAAUGCAUGCCAGCUGGGACAGACCGGGGCUUCCCACGGCUCCGCACAUUACAAUUAAAAUAAUCAAUUUAAGGCCAGACUGAAGUCUUUUUGUUGUCCUCAGAAUCAGCCUGAUUAUCCUGCAGUGUGGGUCAGACCAAUACAGCACAAUACUAAACAGACUUAUAAUCUGAAUUAUCACAUCAUCUCAGGGAACUCUUAACACAGAGAUCUGCACAGACUCGUGCCUGAAAAUGAUGAGCAAAUUUAGAGCGUCUGAGAUGGCAGGUUCAUCUCAUCGUGCCAAAGGAGCAUUUUAAAAUCUCCUAUAAAUUUUACUUUCUAAUGGAAAUUUAUUAUCCUUUAUUGUAUUUUAAAUCCUGUUGAAUUGUAUACUUGUUUUUAAAAAAGGGAAACAGCAGCCUCUUAUACUACUGUCAAUUUCUGAUGUUUGUUUUUGUAGCCUUGUAGACUCUUAGUUCUAUUUUUGUACUUAUUAAUGCAGAUUUUGUUGUGAGAGACGUACGUUAAUCAGCGUGUGCUCCGGAAUAAGAAGCGCAUGUUUUCAGGAAGAGAGAACUUGUACGAGUUUUGCAUAAAUAAACGAGAGCGUGUUCACGCCUUAUCUCUCCAGACACGGUUUAGAUAACAUGACGGCAGCACUGCAACAAUAACAGCUCCUCACUGGAUUCCUGAUUUAAGGGGCAUCAGAAAGAAUGUGAAUCAUGUAAACACUGCAGUUUGUGUUUCCUCGCGUUUGUCUUUUUCCUCUGUUACAUUUUUUGUAUAAAGAUUUUAAACAAUUUAAUGAGAAAUAUAUAAAACAUAUAAAACAACAGUAUGGUACUGAUUCCA